This is a messenger RNA of Balaenoptera acutorostrata (minke whale), 2723 nucleotides long. RefSeq names its product TNFRSF1A associated via death domain (gene TRADD). The record is from RefSeq and is a predicted model, not a curated record. The coding region runs from base 120 to 1088 and encodes 322 amino acids. Gene Ontology annotation, biological process: positive regulation of canonical NF-kappaB signal transduction; extrinsic apoptotic signaling pathway. Gene Ontology annotation, cellular component: tumor necrosis factor receptor superfamily complex. Gene Ontology annotation, molecular function: transmembrane receptor protein tyrosine kinase adaptor activity. NCBI's taxonomy places the organism in Eukaryota, Metazoa, Chordata, Mammalia, Artiodactyla, Balaenopteridae. The transcript has 6 exons.
UGUCGAGAGCUCGGGAGCGGCCCAGCUGAGUAGGAUGCUGGGACUAUCAGCCUGUCAGUCCUUGAGGGGCCACGCCCGCCAGCAGGCCGUCACCGUCCACCCUGCCAGAGGUCUGGGUGAUGCUGGAGCACCCCUGCCCAGGAGGCAAGAUGGCGGCUGGGCCAAAUGAGCUUGAGGAGUGGGUGGGCAGUGCCUACCUAUUUGUGGAGUCCUCGCUGGACAAGGUGGUCUUGUCGGAUGCCUACGCUCACCCGCAGCAGAAAGUGGCGGUGUACAGGGCUCUCCGGACUGCCCUGGCAGAGAGUGGCGGGAGCCCCGACGUGCUGCAGAUGCUCAAGAUCCACCGCAGCGAUCCGCAGCUGAUCGUGCAGUUGCGUUUCAGCGGGCGCCAGGCCUGCGGCCGCUUCCUCCGCACCUACCGCGAGGGGGCGCUGCGCGCCGCGCUGCAAGGGUGCUUGGCGGCGGAGCUGACCCUGCACUCCAUGCCGCUGCAACUGGAGUUGCGCGCCGGCGCGGAGCAGCUAGAUGCCUUGCUGACCGACGAGGAGCGCUGUUUGAAUUGCAUCUUCGCCCAGAAGCCCGACCGGCUCCGGGAUGAGGAACUAACAGAGUUGGAGGAUGCGCUCAGGAAUCUGACGUGCGGUUCGGGGGGCCAAGGGGGCGACGUUGAGGGCGCUCCGGCCCCCUCGCAGUCUCUGGCACCCUCUCCGUCGGAGGAGAAGCCACCGCCGCCGCCGCCGUCUGGCCAGACUUUUCUGUUCCAGGGUCAGCCCGUAGUGAACCGGCCGCUGAGCCUGCAGGACCAACAGACGUUCGCGCGCUCAGUGGGCCUCAAGUGGCGCAAGGUGGGGCGCUCCUUGCAGCGCGGCUGUCGUGCAUUGAGGGACCCGGCGCUUGACUCACUGGCCUAUGAAUACGAGCGUGAAGGGCUGUAUGAGCAGGCCUUCCAGCUGCUGCGGCGCUUCGUGCAGGCCGAGGGCCGCCGCGCCACGCUGCAGCGCCUGGUGGAGGCGCUCGAGGAGAACGAGCUCACCAGCCUGGCAGAGGACUUGCUGGGCCUCACGAAUCCCCAUGGCGGCCUGGCCUAGCCUGGGUACCAGAGAAAGGGGCGGUCGGCCAGUUGCCCAGCCAGGGUUUGGAGCACCUGGAUGACUGUAGGGUCCCUUCUGCUGCUACUGCUGACCUCCUGUCCACCCACGGGACUCUGAGGCCACACUGAAAACCAGAGAUGACUGCCCUCUCCAGGAGUCGGACAAGCACCCACAAUGUCUGCUGGGGUGCCACUGGGGGUUCUGUUCUAGAUACUAGGAUAGAGAGAGCGUAUGGGGGACCUGCUGCAAGAGGUCUGCCUCACCUUUUCCCACCGCAGAAGAGGGGCUUUCAGCCAGACCUUACCUCUUCAUUCAUAGAACAAUUUAUUACUAUUCAUUAAUUCAAUAUAAUUCAUUAAGCACCUGCUGUAACCUAGGCAUCAUCCUGGGUGCUGCAAAUACUGUGGUGAACAAAACACAUGAAUCCUGCCUGUCCCCAGUUCACACUCAGUCUGGGACUCUGAAUAUUAAGAAACAGUAAUAAAAUACUACCAGUUUUUUGAUGUGAAAAAUACAAGGAGUUCUGGGAGCAACUGAGCAGGGGCCUAACCCAGGUUAGGGGUUAGGCUUCCUGGGAGAGAAAUGAGUGUGAAUGUUGUGGGCGGUGGAAUGAGAGAGGGCAAUAUUCUGGGCAUGGUCAGCCUCAGGUGAGGUCUUGAGGAAGGUGAGAGGAAGGGAUUUAGAACAGAAGGUUUACAGUGGCUGGAUCUAGGGGUGGGUGGAUUUGCAGAGACCCAUUGUUGAGUGGGGGAGGCAGAUAGCAUGGGGUCAGGUAAACCAGUUUACAGAGUUUGGAUUUUAUCUGGAGGCUAGUGAGAGGCCUUUAAAGGGUUUUGGCAGUUAAGGCUGGGAGGCUGGUGAGGAUGCAGAGAGAGAGAAAAGACAGUGCCCCAGGCUGGGGCAGUUAGCAGCAGAGAUGGAGGGAAGGGAUGAACAUUGAGAGCUGUUUAGGACAAAGGACAACAGGCCUGGUGACACUGAAUGAGGAAGGUUGGAGAGGACUCCAGAGUUUCUGCCUUUGCCAGUUGGAUGGAAGGUGGAGCUGCCUGCUGAGAUAGGGGCCCUGGGGGAGGUGAAGUGCUUGCUCUGUUUGGCACAAGUUGGGCAUGAUGUUCCUAUAGAACAUCCAGGGAGAGAGUCCAAGGAUAGCUGGAUCUAUAGUUUUGAGUUCAGGAGAGUGUCGGGCCUAGGAUUCAGAAAUGUACAGGUGGGAGUGGGUGGGGUGGCCCAGGGGGAGGUCCUGAAGGUCACCAACCAGAAAAAAGAGCAACCCAAAGAGGAAGGAGGAAAACCAGAUUUGGAAGCCAGGGGAAUACCCACCUGCUGUGAUGGAGGCUGCAAAUCUGUCAAAGCUGCGGACUGUCCACUGGAGUCAGGGAAAAGGUUACUAGGUGGGGGCUGUUUCUGGGACAUGGUGUGGACAGCCUGAAACCAGACCACAGGAGGGAUGGGAGGUGAGGUAGCAGAGACAGCCGGACUAGAGGACUCCUGAGAAGUCUGUGACCGGGAGAGUGAGGCUCAGGUUGGAAGGUUUAUUUUGUAAGGGAGAAUAUUGGUGGGAAGAAGUCAGAAGGCACAGUCAUAGCCACUGGAAAGAGGAUGGCACUGGGUAGCAGUGCUGGUUCUCACAGU